This is a messenger RNA of Hipposideros armiger (great roundleaf bat), 4354 nucleotides long. It is a transcript of the gene IPCEF1, whose product is annotated as interaction protein for cytohesin exchange factors 1. The transcript is spliced from 6 exons. NCBI's taxonomy places the organism in Eukaryota, Metazoa, Chordata, Mammalia, Chiroptera, Hipposideridae. The record is from RefSeq and is a predicted model, not a curated record. The coding region runs from base 84 to 1013 and encodes 309 amino acids.
GUGCUUUUUCCCCUUCAAGUGCUUUUAAGGUCAUCCAUCCACAGAUCAAGGCCUUUUAUUUUGCAGCUGAGAAUACGCAGGAAAUGAAUGUGUGGUUAAACAAGCUUGGAUUAGCUGUAAUCCAUCAUGAAUCUACUACAAAGGACGAAGAAUGCUACAGUGAGAGUGAACAGGAAGACCCUGAAAUAGCUGCGGAGACAGCACCCCCUCCUUCCUUUGCCGAGACUCUGUCUCCUUUGGCGGCACGGCAGGCAACUUCAUCUUCACCCGAAUUGAGCGAAAGAGCGGCGUGCUCUUUCUCUUCCCUGGAAAACACAGUGAAGACGGCCAGCAGCUUGUCCUCCUUAUCUAAAGAAAGACGGUCGUGGACUGACACAGUUAACAGUUCGUCUGCUGCUGAAGCUGUGGGACAGUCUGUAGCCUUCACGGUUCAGCUUCACGCACCUGCACCCUCAGAGGCAACCAGUCGUAAGGCCCAGGAACACAGCUUGGCCACAUCAGAGAGUGGAUUUUUGAACUCUUUAUGUAGUGAUGACACAUCUUCAUUGAGUAGCAACCUAGACCGUCUUACUGUUCCAGACAAGCCUACUGGAUCAAAACUGAUGGACAGAGAAGAAGCAAAAGUGUCUGAAGAUGAUGAAAUGGAAAAGCUCUACAAAUCAUUAGAGCAAGCUAGUCUAUCUCCUCUUGGGGACCGACGACCUUCGACCAAAAAGGAGUUGAGAAAGUCCUUCGUGAGGCGAUGUAAAAAUCCAUCCAUAAAUGAGAAACUCCACAAAAUCCGAACCUUGAAUAGCACAUUAAAGUGUAAAGAACACGACCUGGCCAUGAUUAACCAGUUGCUGGAUGAUCCGAAGCUGACAGCCAGAAAAUACAGGGAGUGGAAGGUCAUGAACACCCUGCUGAUUCAGGACAUCUAUCAGCAGCAGCAGGACCCCAGGUCCGCCUCUGAAGGCACCCCCCAGGGACUUGAAGCACCACAUUCCUCUGCCUCUGUUGAAAGUUCCAUUUGAGAACAAGCCAGGAUUCUCUCCCCUUCUCACCCCAAGCAACUCUUCAAGACGUUGCAAGAGCUUACAUUUUUCCUUAAACGGAAAACUGAGACCAGUUCCUCAAGCAUCAGCUCCCUCUGUAAAGAUGCAGCUCAGGUGAGGACCAGCACCGUGGCAGCAGGACUCCUCCUAGAUGUAGCGCUUCCAUCAAGACUGGAGCGGUUGCAUCCAGUUGAACCUUUCUCGUGUUCCUGCUGGGAGCUCACGGCUAUGCCAGGCUCUAGGUGGGAUGUGAGGACCCUAUCUUCUGUUCCUUGCUCUCAAGAGAAUUACGACAUUCUGUGGACAAAAGGUCACUUUUUACUGGGGAUAAUUAUUCAUAGAAAUAUUCAGUUUUCCAAAAGAAGAAUGUAUAUGUUCUUCCUGGUUGGGUAGCUGAGUUCUCCAAAUCAUUUUUUUCUGAGUGGGGGAAUGUCUUCUACAGCAGCCACUGGAACAGGACAAAUGAUUUUGUGGCACUGAAAUCCCCUGCUCAUGGUCCAGAAUGGCGGUGCCUUUUCCAUGAGUUGAGAAGUACUUCACAAUGACUGGCGCGUGGGAGAGCUGAAGGAGGAGACACGUUCUAUAUUCCACUCGCUUAAAGAACAGCGUGACCUUUUCAUACUUUACCCAGGCGGGGGUGGGAUCUGAUUAGUGUUUCCUUUCCACAGAACAGCUAAAAGAAAACGAUCUCAUUACACUUGGAGGCCACUACUCCCUCCUAGCUUUUCUGAACCACUGUAGAAGAUAGUAAUAAGUCCAGCAAAGAAUGUUUGCUGCUUUUGUUCUUGGAUGUGGUGAAUAUGUACAGUAUAAAUUUAUAUCGAGGUGUCCCAGGAUAAAUAUUGACAAGAUGAUUCUGUUAUCUGAAUUGUUUUAAUAUCUCUAUUUCAAAAUAACAUCCAACAAAAACAAAACAGUUAAAACAUGAUUGCUUUAUUUUUGUAUGUUUAUGUGUCAUUUUGGCUCCUAUGUGAAUAGCUAUCUAUAAUAUGUUUGUUAUUUAAGUAUAUUUAUAGAAGGUCAAAUUGCUAGUGUUUUAAAAGAUGAUAUAGUAUUAUAUGUUUUGCUCAGUAUAUAUUCUCAAAGGAUAUACAUUUUGCUUGAGAAAAAUAGAAGUACUAUCAAUUAUUGAUUCAUUGGCAUUGUCAUGUUGCACUCUGAUGUAUGAGGAAUGCUCAGGAAAUCUUGUGAGGGAUAAACGUGAGGGCAUGCAAUAAUAAUCUUUUCAUUUUCUGGUCUCUCCCUCCAUCUCUCACUUUCGCUGUCUCUCUCUCUCCCCCUAGAAGGCUUAGAUUUCUCUGUUUUAAGCCACUCUCAACCAGAAGAGGACUUGCAUCUUACUCUAUCCCUUCUAGUAAAUAAACUUUAAGCUUUAUGCCAUUUAUGCCCACAAAUCCUAAAACAAAUGAAACACAACUAAUGGGGUCUUUUGUCUAAAGACUAAUAGAAAUUGUGGGGUCUGUUGUUAAAGAGAACUAAUUUUCUUCGAGUAGCAAUAUGAAAGUCUUCACUUAGUAAUCAUCAUGAAUAUUUCUUACCAUAAGAAUAGCCACAACCCACCAAAAACCCAUUUUGGCCCUACACCUAGCAAAUUGUCAACAAAACAGUUUUCUUUAUAGAGUUGAAGUGUGGCUUGACACUCAAAUGGAAAUAACCCCCUGAAUUUUAUCUGCAAACUAAAUGGAAAUAGUUGUUGACUAUUUCCUCAAGCUUUACUAAGAAGCCUUAAAUGCUUUGCAAACAAAAAACAACCUUAACAUUAGGAAAGAAAACAAACCCAAACACACAGGAAGCAAACCGUAGUACCUAGAAGCUUCUGUGAGAUAAGAGGCCAGGUCAGCCAGCUUGGCCCAGCAAACACUUAGAAGCACCUACACCACGUGGAAUGUACUGGGUGAGGCCACGAGCAUGCAGAAGAGGGCGCCUGACCUGUGGGGAGUUUACUGUUGGCACCAGAGAGAAGUAGCCAUUCCGGUCCUCAGGUUGGACCCUGAAGCUUCUGGCAUAAGGGGCCAAUGCUUUCAUCUUUGUACUCUAGACAUGGUCAUUGAUUCUUUCCGUACUGAGCAGCUAUUAGAAGGUUGAUAUGUAGGAUUCCAUGUAAACAAAGUGUUGAGGGACGGGGAAGGAAUAAUGGAGGAGGCAACAAAUAAUAGAUAUAGCCUCGUGUUCUACUUUUCCCCUCUGGUUUGUAACACCCACCUAUAAAUUUCAAAACAGUUUUUCCUAACCUGGAGUGUUCCAGAAGCUUUUGACGAGGACUUGGGAAUACAUGUCAGUGCUUUAUUCUGGCUUUUCAUUAACACAUAUUUAACUGACUUUUUAGUGCAAAUUCCUUUAGAACCACGUGGAAGGCAAAGUAGGUCCACGAGAGUACUUCAUCAAGCCUUUCAGUUACUUUUCAAAGUCAAGUUAAGUCGAGCAGUGUUUGCUUUGUCAGUUAAAGUGGUUACUUUGCAGAAUCUCCCCGAAAGAACGUUAACCUGAACUGCACAAUUUUGCGCCCAGCUCUUCUAGGCCAGAAUCACCUGUUCAUUAGUGCUUUCCCUUCUGUAAAUGCGUUCACUCUGUUUUAUGUUGUGUUAGGAAGGAGGGGCUGCCUCUGUUGAGUUCCCAGCUUCAGCCUCUUAGUGCCAGUUUAUUGCUGGGGACUGGGUCAUCUCUGAAAGGGAUUUGGGUAGUUUCAUCAGGUCUAAGAGAAGACGCCUCUAUUCUUGUAGAUAUAGGGCCUGAGGACUGUGGAAAGACCCAGAACAAUGGCCACUUAGAAGGGAAUUAGAGAAUCUCUGAGCAUAACUAAGUCCACACCUGUGGCACCUGUGGAUUAAGAUCUUCCUCAGAAUCCACUUUGGGGUUGCGCGGAGGACCCCUUCUCGCUAGUGUUAGUCUAUAGACCCAAACUGGUGCCUGAUGUGUAGCCUCACUGGUUAGUACAUGGCAGCACAUGCUGACUCGGAUGGUCCCACAUUUGAAGGGGAUCUUUUGCUUUUAAUAAUCCCCAGUUCUGCUGCAAUCUCAGCAUAGCGUCAAAAGCCUAGAAAGAAUCAUAAAGAGAGAAUGUUUGGGGUCGGAUUUCAAUGUGAAGCCAAUGACUUAUAUUUAAGUAGCACUUUGUAGCUUGCAAAUCAGUUGCCUCAGGCUCCCUCCUCUGCCUCCCCAGUGGUCUUUGUGGGAUGACUGUGGAUUAUCACUACUCCUUUUGAUGGAGGGAGUUUUGCAAGCUCUGAAAAGUGAUGUUCCUGGGGAGGGCCCCAGGUACAGCCAGGACUUGAAUUUGUACCUCCCUUGUACUUUACCUUGAGAAGCCGCUGUUGGGACCC